Molecule: messenger RNA, 2601 nt
Organism: Fonsecaea erecta
Lineage: Eukaryota; Fungi; Ascomycota; Eurotiomycetes; Chaetothyriales; Herpotrichiellaceae
Exons: 1
Coding region: 1-2601 (866 amino acids)
Cellular component (GO): actin cortical patch
Molecular function (GO): phosphatidate phosphatase activity
Source: RefSeq, a predicted model, not a curated record
AUGAAGGGCUACCUGAGGGCGGCCAAUGAGAUAAGACAGACAUACCAGGCACAGAUCCAGCAGAGACUGCAAGAGAGCGUUGGCGAUGGCGGGACGUCGAGAGAUUGGCCCGAUGUCGAGAUUGCAAGAAGUGAGAAUGAGGAGAUGCUUCUGUUCCCCAGCUAUGCGAGGCAUCACACGAGGCGGAGCAGCCGGUACGAUGACGCCCCCCGAUAUCCUCCUGGGACGCACGAGUCUGUGGAAAUGCCGCAUAGCAGCGGAGACGCAGACUAUUGGAAACGAGAGUGGGAAAAAUAUGAAGAUGCGAAUGCCAUCGUCGACGUGGAUGUUCGGGGAUGGAUCUAUUCUCCUCAACAAGGGCCUCUGAAUAGGAAGAACCGGCUUCUUGUGGCGGUUGCCAGGAGACUCAGUGGCAUCUACGCUCCCACCACCAGUCCCACGACCUCGCGUCCGUCGAGCCAAGCUCCUACCAAUCGCAUACCCCAGGACGACAGUUCGUCCAAGUAUGAGGACGAAGUCGCUGCAAAAGAAGCAGAGAAUAUUACCCGUCGCGGACAGCGAGAAGCGGAUGCAGCGGUCAGAGGGACUUACAGCUCGACUCCUUCCAGAGGAGGGACCCCUAGUGGUAGUCGAUCGAACUCGCCAACACGAUCCAUUGCAACGUCCGCAGACUACGACGACGAAGAUCCGGGUCGCCGAUCGAUGGUUAAGCGCCAAUCGUGGAAUGAACCGGCGAACAUGAGCAGGGAAGAGUUGUCGGCGGCGAACGAGUUGCUGUUGACCCGGCUGAAGCCUUUUAUGUCAAUGCCCACUGCACAUGCACGGCUGACGGUCAUCUUCUUCAACCAGGACAAGUCGACUUCGAAGUCCGUGACAACAGAUGAGUCAGGCCACUUCAAUUUGCGAGCCGCAUUGGAUUUUAUCCCUGACCAAGUCCGGGUCAUAGCCUCGGAUAAAUUGUCUGCGGUGGAAGAUGUUAUCGUCACCCAGAGUAAGGGCAUCAGUCUGGUGAGCGACAUUGACGAUACGAUCAAACAUUCCGGGAUCAGCAGCGGCGCGCGAGAGAUUUUCAAAAAUGCUUUCAUCCGAGAAUUGGGCGAUCUGACCAUCAAAGGCGUCAAGGAGUGGUAUUCGAAACUGUCCGUCAUGGGUGUUCAGCUCCACUACGUCUCCAAUUCUCCCUGGCAGAUGUAUCCCCUGCUGCGCAGUUAUUUCUCCCUUGCAGGACUGCCGCCAGGCUCGUUCCACCUCAAGCAAUACUCGGGAAUGUUGCAGGGGAUAUUCGAACCUGCGGCAGAACGGAAGCGCGGUUCGCUGGAUCGAAUCAUGAAUGACUUUCCGGAGCGGAAAUUUAUCCUUGUUGGGGACAGUGGAGAGGCAGAUUUGGAAGUGUACACUGAUGUUGUCCUUGAACACCCAGGACGAGUGUUGGGAGUGUUCAUCAGAGAUGUGACAACGCCGGUCAAGAAGGGGUUUUUUGAUCAGGCGAUAUCGAACACACCACCGGAUUCCAUGAUUGCAAGAGACGGCGGACGACUUAGUCGGUCGCCAGGAGACGUGAACUCUGAUGCUCCUGGGAACAGGCCGGCUCUGCCCGAGAGACCAAGAUCGACGAUGGAUCCAACCAUUGCAGAGGGAGACCUGAUUGAUUUCACGGACAAUUCGGAAGCGAAGCAAGGCUCGUUGAAGCCUCCUACGCACUUGAGUGACAUGCGCCAGCUGGACGCGAAUGGCAAACCCCAUGCUCCCAAUAAACCCAACAAGCCUUCGAGUCUGCGAAAUUUCUCCAUCUCGUCCCAAUCAACACCGCCCACGAACCAUGAGAGAUUAUCGGCGGCGUCCGAUACAGAGACCCAAGAGGCAGUGAAGAAGAGACCCCCGCCGCCGCCACCACCUAAACCCCGUCGGAGUGGACGGACGGCGGAUGCCAACACUGGACAUGCCAUGAGCGAGCCAACACCACAGCCUCUUUCAAGAGCUCCGUUCUCCUCCCCUCGUCAGAAUCAAAGCCAACCCCAGUUCCCCUCAGACCUUGGAAGGCAGACAAGUUCAAACUCGACUCCACCGUCUCUCACGCCUUCCGUUUCCCGCACGUCCACAUCUGCCAGCACUUCUUCGCGAAAUGACGACGGCUACGUGACCGUUGCUCGUCGGCAAAUCUCUUCCGCAUACAACGCGCUCCCAGCAAUCCGCGCAUCCUCACCGUCGCGCAGUGCAACCAUUUCGUCCGACCAAGGCGGCGGACCGGGCGACAACCGUCAAAAUCCACCACUGCCUGCACGAAGGGCCAUCUCAUCUUACCCAGCGGCGGCGGCACGAUGGGCCACGGGCUACGGAUAUGCGGGCUCCGAUCCCCUCGCAACUGGCAGCGAUGGGAGCGUUAUCCCGCCGCCUCCCGGAGCCAAUGCACCAUACGAUAAGAAGUUGGAGAUCUGGCGCAGACGAUGGGCUAGGGCAGAGGAGAUCAUGCAUUCGAAAGGGGUGGUGUUGAGGAAGUGGAGGGUCGGUGGAGAUGUCAUGGACGAGUGCGUCGCGUUGGUGCGCCGCGAGCUGGAGCGGCAAGAGAGCCACGAGCGAGAGAGGCACCACCACAACCGGUGA